GGCGUCCUGUUGGUCGUCCUUGAAGGCCCCUUUCCGGGCUGUCUGACACGAUACAAGUGUCGGCUUGUGUUGGCCGGUUGUCUUUCUUUCGCAAGAAAAGAAAAUAUUCUCACAGACUUUCUGUGUUCUCAGAGACGAUCUUCUUCCCUACAAAGGAGUCGCUUUCGGUGGGCGUUUCCCUCAGGCAGCGCCGUGGGCAGCCCACAGGCCCUUGUAAGGCGCGCGCCGCGGCCCCGCCUCUUUCCUUUCGGCCGGAACCGCCAUCUUCCAGUAAUUCGCCAAAAUGACGAACACAAAGGGAAAGAGGAGAGGCACCCGAUAUAUGUUCUCUAGGCCUUUUAGAAAACAUGGAGUUGUUCCUUUGGCCACGUAUAUGCGAAUCUAUAAGAAAGGUGAUAUUGUAGACAUCAAGGGAAUGGGUACUGUUCAAAAAGGAAUGCCCCACAAGUGUUACCAUGGCAAAACUGGGAGAGUCUACAACGUUACCCAGCAUGCUGUUGGCAUUGUUGUAAACAAACAAGUUAAGGGCAAGAUUCUUGCCAAGAGAAUUAAUGUGCGUAUUGAGCACAUUAAGCACUCUAAGAGCCGAGAUAGCUUCCUGAAACGCGUGAAGGAAAAUGAUCAGAAAAAGAAAGAAGCCAAAGAGAAAGGUACCUGGGUUCAGCUGAAGCGCCAGCCUGCUCCACCCAGAGAAGCACACUUUGUGAGGACCAAUGGGAAGGAGCCUGAGCUGCUGGAACCUAUUCCCUAUGAAUUCAUGGCAUAAUAGGUGUUAAAAAAAUAAAUAAAUAAAAGACCUCUGGGCU
Rhinopithecus roxellana (golden snub-nosed monkey) is the source of this 806-nucleotide messenger RNA. It is a transcript of the gene RPL21, whose product is annotated as ribosomal protein L21. Gene Ontology annotation, molecular function: structural constituent of ribosome. The record is from RefSeq and is a predicted model, not a curated record. NCBI's taxonomy places the organism in Eukaryota, Metazoa, Chordata, Mammalia, Primates, Cercopithecidae. The transcript is spliced from 6 exons. Gene Ontology annotation, biological process: translation. Gene Ontology annotation, cellular component: ribosome; cytosolic large ribosomal subunit. Bases 284 to 766 code for a protein of 160 amino acids.